This is a messenger RNA of Vanrija pseudolonga, 1370 nucleotides long. RefSeq lists its product as uncharacterized. The record is from RefSeq and is a predicted model, not a curated record. Bases 249 to 1370 code for a protein of 373 amino acids. The transcript is spliced from 3 exons. Gene Ontology annotation, cellular component: plasma membrane. Gene Ontology annotation, molecular function: glycerol channel activity; water channel activity. Gene Ontology annotation, biological process: glycerol transmembrane transport; water transport. NCBI's taxonomy places the organism in Eukaryota, Fungi, Basidiomycota, Tremellomycetes, Trichosporonales, Trichosporonaceae.
GCGCCAGGGGAGGAGGGAGCAACCAGGGGUGGCCGACGUGGGGGUAGGGUGGCAGAGUUUGGGCCCCCGGGUCCCGAUUGACACCAUCGACGCGGCCUCCCACGCAUCGAGUACAUAAGGAGACGUGAACGUCUGCGAGCAAGCACCCCAGACCUCCUCGGACCUGUCCUGUCCUUGACCUUGGCCUGAGCUCGACCUGCGAUCUUCACCCAGCUAGCUAGCUUACCACCGUUGUCCACCAAACAAACAUGGACAUGCCUCACGAACGCCCCCACCGCCAGCCCGGCGACCUCGAGAUCGGUGUUGCCGAUGUCUUCAUGGAGCGUGAGGGCCCGGCGAUCCACGUCGUCGAGCACCCUCCCCCUCCCGAGUGGUACCUCCGCUACGAGCGUGCUCGCCCUCGUCUGCUCGUCGAGAUGGUCGCCGAGGCCUUUGGCACUUUCCUCUACUGUUGGGGUGGAAUGGGUGCUGCGUGUACCUUCUUCAUCGCCACAGCCGAAGGGCAGACCACGGUCGGCUCUAUGCUCUCAGUGGCGUUCGCAUACUGUGCCGCGAUUCUCCUCGCGCUAAUCUGUUGCGCGUCGACAUCCGGUGGCCACUUCCACCCGGCCUUCACCAUCGCGUUCUCCAUCUUCAAGGGCUUCCCCCUCCGCAAGGUCCCGUGGUACAUCUUUGCCCAGCUCCUCGGUGCCUUCAUCGGCUCGCUCUGUGUCAUUGGCCAGUACCACGAGUCUCUGACGCUCAUCUCGAACGAGCUCGAGGCUGCCGGCAAGCUCAAGCAGAUCUUCACGCCUGCCGGCCCCGCGUCGGCCAUUGAGGCGACCAUCAUGCCGGGCCGUAACCUCGGCUGGGUCUUCUUCAACGAGUUCAUGAUGAACUUUGUCAUGGGCGCCGUCGUCUUCGGCAUCCUCGACCCCACCAACAUCUUCAUUGCGCCCACCAACGGUCCCGUCGUCAUUGCCAUCGCCUUCUUCCUCGUCAUCAUCUCGUUCUCGAUGAACGGUGCCGCCAUCAACACUGCCCGUGACCUCGGCUCGCGAAUGGCAGCUGCCGUCUACUGGGGCCACCCUAGCCUCGUGUUCCCGGCCAAGUACACGGCUAUCAGCAUCCUGACCAACAUCCUUGGCGUGCUCGUCGGUGCCGGCUUCCAGAUUCUCUUCCUCAGCGACACCAAGCGUGCCAUCACCACCGGUGCCAAGCAGAUGCUCGCCGGUACCAGCCACGGCCAGCUCGCCAUCGACGAGAGCGUGCCCGGCAUCACCCGCGUCGUCUCCACCGCUCCCAUGGGCCGCCAGAUCAGCGUCACCCCCAGCAGCAUGGAGAAGCAGCCCAACGGCGGCUCGUUCACCCGCACCGAGGAGGCCGUCUAG